UAUAAAAACUGCUCCGUCUCGAUAGAGUCCCCUCGCUCCCUCUCCGGGUCUCCCUUUCUGCAAACCCUAGAGCUUUGCAUCUUCGGGAGGAACAUUUGUCUCUUACAAACCCUAAUUCGCUUUUCGGCCUCGCUUGUUCGGACUCCUUGCUCGAUAAUGGCAGAUUCUCCUCGCAAGAAGUAUUCAAGAUCCCCGUCACCUUGGAGAGAGCAGUCAAGGUCUAGGUCCAGGUCUAGGUCCCCGUCCUGGUCCAAGCACCGGCCGAGGUCACAGUCCAGAAGCCGUGGAAGAUCAAGAUCCAGAAGUCAUGGCAGGGAUGAUAAUAAUCCUGGGAAUGCACUUUAUGUGACCGGUUUAUCCACUAGGGUCACUGAAAGGGAACUAGAAGACCACUUUUCGAAAGAGGGGAAGGUCGCUUCUUGCUUCCUCGUGGUGGAGCCUCGCACACGCAUCUCUCGCGGUUUUGCAUUUGUGACCAUGGACACUGUUGAGGAUGCUAAUCGUUGCGUCAAGUAUCUGAAUCAGUCUGUCUUAGAAGGGAGGUACAUCACUGUUGAGAAGUCACGGAGGAAGCGACCACGGACUCCAACUCCUGGGCAAUAUCUUGGAUUGAAGAGCACUCGGGACCACGGCUAUCGUGGUGAUCGUGGUGACCGUGGUGGUAGGUAUCGUGGCCGGGAGGAUUAUGGCUACCGUAGAUCCCCAAGGCGCUCACCAUAUCGAGGUGGUCGUGAUUAUUCUCCCAGGCGCUCACCUUACAGUGGAAGGUCAAGGAGGGACAGAUCAAGGUCACCUAUCUAUUCUCCUCGUGGUUCUAGGUGAUUGUUCUUCUUAGGAAAAUGUAUGACCAAUUGCCAAGGGAUAUCGUGGUUGGACUAGGUGUGACUUGUUACCGGGCUGUCUUCUAGAGGUUUACGAAACAGUUGCUCUUCAUAUCUCUUUGUUAUGGUCAUGCGUCAUACUUUAGAACUUGUUGAUUGAUGAUCUGUAGUAUGAAGUUGCAUUUUGCUUUAUGAAGUGUGUGGCACGAUGUCUAGAACUUGUUGGUUGAUGAUCUGUAAUAUGAAGUUGAAUUUUGCUUUA
This is a messenger RNA of Rhodamnia argentea, 1083 nucleotides long. Its product is annotated as serine/arginine-rich splicing factor SR45a. Gene Ontology annotation, biological process: positive regulation of mRNA splicing, via spliceosome. Bases 157 to 822 code for a protein of 221 amino acids. Gene Ontology annotation, cellular component: spliceosomal complex. The transcript is spliced from 8 exons. NCBI's taxonomy places the organism in Eukaryota, Viridiplantae, Streptophyta, Magnoliopsida, Myrtales, Myrtaceae. The record is from RefSeq and is a predicted model, not a curated record. Gene Ontology annotation, molecular function: RNA binding.